UUGAAACCGCGUUCGCAGCAACUCCGAGACGAAGUUUUCUAUAAAGAGAUCUCUCCUUUUCUCCGUCGUCGUCUCCGAUUUGCAUCGACGCCGAGCUCCAUUUCUCGAUCAUGGCGAUGGUUUCUGGAAUUCAAGGCCAGCUUCUCGAUGUCACAGUGGUGAGAUGCAGCAAGCUCAAGGAUACGGAGUGGAUUUCCCGGCAGGAUCCCUACGUUUGCCUUGAGUAUGCCAGCACGAAGUUCCGCACGCGCACUUGCACGGAUGGAGGAAAAAACCCUGUUUUUCAGGAGAAAAUCAACAUUCCCUUGAUUGAAGGGCUCCGCGAGAUCACGGUCACUGUUUGGAAUAGCAAUACUAUCACCUUCGAUGAUUUCAUUGGAACUGGCAGGAUUCAAUUGCAGAAGGUCCUCUCACAAGGUUACGAUGAUUCGUCUUGGCCUCUUCAGUCCAAGUCUGGCAAGUUUGCUGGAGAAGUAACAGUGAUCAUGCAUUUCGCCAACGCAAAGAAAGGGGAUAAGGCAUCAUUAGCAGGACACGCACUAACUCACCCAACUCACAUGCCCACUGCACCACCGGUAGCCUCGUAUGCUCCUCCUCCUUCGUCAUAUGCUCCUGCAUAUCCCUCUUCAGUGCCGCCAGGGCCUUCCGCUGGUUAUCCUCCACCUUAUGGGGCUUACCCUUCACAACCUCCUAUGCCAUACUCGGCAGGGUACCCUCCUGCCUCAUAUCCUGCAACAUCCUAUGCUCCGCCACCAAUGCCACAAGCGUAUCCUCCUCAAACAUACCCGCCUGCUGCCUAUCCUCCACAGCCAUACCCGCCUCCCCCGCAUGCUCAGCCUUACUACCCACCAGGGUCUUAUCCAGGGUCCUACCCACCUUACUGAAGAGGAUAGCUUCAAUUGUUACAAGCGUUUUGGGAUCUCUCUAAUGGUCAUGGGCACCAUGAUGAAGACUGUAGCUGCAAUGGUUUUUCCAGUGUGCUCUUGUACAGGGCACAAUCUCAUGGAGAUUAAAAUGUGUAACAAUGAGCUUAAUGCCAACUUCUGUGUAGAUGUUCUGUUUCGAAUUUAGUGAAACUUCCAACAUUUGGCUUCAAGUUUGUAAAUUUGGCUCCAAUGUAGUGUUGUAUUAUUUUGGUCUUUGGCCUUUUUUAAUUUUCAUAUUUGCUUUUUGAGAUUA
This is a messenger RNA of Dioscorea cayenensis subsp. rotundata (Guinea yam), 1179 nucleotides long. Its product is annotated as elicitor-responsive protein 1. The transcript has 8 exons. The coding region runs from base 111 to 884 and encodes 257 amino acids. The record is from RefSeq and is a predicted model, not a curated record. Lineage: Eukaryota; Viridiplantae; Streptophyta; Magnoliopsida; Dioscoreales; Dioscoreaceae.